AUGACACAGCCCGCCAAGAAAGUUGCACCAGCUCCGUUAUCUAAAAAGUCAGCCGGCUCUUCCGCCGCCGCCAAGAACCCAUUGAUUGAGUCUACUCCAAAGAACUUUGGAAUCGGUCAAUCUGUUCAACCAAAGAGAAAUGUGUCCAGAUUUGUGAAAUGGCCUGAAUACAUCAGAUUGCAAAGACAAAAGAAGAUUCUUUCUUUGAGAUUGAAGGUUCCUCCAGCACUUUCUCAGUUCCAAAACACUUUGGACAAGAAUACCGCUGCUCAAGCUUUGAAAUUGUUCAACAAGUACAGACCAGAGACUGCUGCUGAGAAGAAGGAGAGAUUGACCAAGGAGGCUGCUGCCGUCGCUGAGGGUAAGUCUGCUAAGGACGCUUCUCCAAAGCCAGUUGUUGUCAAGUACGGAUUGAACCAUGUUGUUUCUUUGGUUGAGAACAAGAAGGCCAAGUUGGUUUUGAUUGCCAACGACGUCGACCCUAUCGAGUUGGUUGUUUUCUUGCCAGCUUUGUGUAGAAAGAUGGGUGUUCCAUACGCCAUUGUCAAGGGUAAGGCUAGAUUGGGUACUUUGGUUCACAAGAAGACCUCUUCUGUCGCUGCUUUGACCGAAGUCAACUCUGCUGACGAGGCUGAAUUGGCCAAGUUGAUUUCUACUGUCAAUGCCAACUUUAUUGACAAAUACGAGGAAAACAGAAAGCACUGGGGUGGAGGUAUCAUGGGCUCCAAGGCCAACGAUAAGAUCGCCAAGAAGGCUAAGACCAUGGACGUUAAGCCAGUUCAGUAA
Meyerozyma guilliermondii ATCC 6260 is the source of this 786-nucleotide messenger RNA. It is a transcript of the gene RPL82, whose product is annotated as 60S ribosomal protein eL8. Gene Ontology annotation, biological process: ribosome biogenesis. Gene Ontology annotation, cellular component: ribonucleoprotein complex. The transcript has a single exon. NCBI's taxonomy places the organism in Eukaryota, Fungi, Ascomycota, Pichiomycetes, Serinales, Debaryomycetaceae. The record is from RefSeq and is a predicted model, not a curated record. Bases 1 to 786 code for a protein of 261 amino acids.